Messenger RNA from Phragmites australis (common reed), 1768 nucleotides. Its product is annotated as protein CANDIDATE G-PROTEIN COUPLED RECEPTOR 7-like. The record is from RefSeq and is a predicted model, not a curated record. Gene Ontology annotation, cellular component: membrane; Golgi apparatus. Bases 173 to 1540 code for a protein of 455 amino acids. NCBI's taxonomy places the organism in Eukaryota, Viridiplantae, Streptophyta, Magnoliopsida, Poales, Poaceae. Gene Ontology annotation, biological process: transport. The transcript has a single exon.
AAAAUCGUCUGUUUGUCGUCAGCCGGACGGGCCCGAAGUCCCCAACUCAACCGGCUCCCUUCACCGGCCGACCCAUCACGCCAUCCCCAACUUCCUCCAAAUCCCAAAUCCCACCGGUCACCACGCCACCGACGCCGCCUCCGCCGUCUCCUUCCCCAGAUCGCACCACCCAAUGGCCGCCUCGCCGCCCGCCGCGGCGGUCGUGGGGGUCCUCGCCCUCCUCCUCGCCGCCGCGAUGGUGCCCCCCGCCGCGGCCGAGAUCCGGGAGACCUUGAUCCGCGCCGACCCGCGCAGCAUCAUCCCGCUCGACGAGUUCGGCUUCACCCACUCGGGCGUGCUGGAGCUCAACGUCUCCGGCAUCGCCUUCGACCCGCCGGCCUCCGCCGAGCUCGACCUCUCCCAGCUCGGCUUCUUCCUCUCCACCCUCGACGCCUGGGUCCACGUCCUCCACCAGCUCCAGGACCUCGACGUCACCUGCGCGCUCCAGUCUGACCUCGUCAAGCUCGCCUUCUCCUUCGACCGCCUCAGGCCGCCCUCCAACCCCGCCGGUGUCGAGGUUGCGCGCUCAUCGUCCUUCUCCACCGCCUUCCGCGUCUCCGACCCGGGACAGUACACGCUGGUCUUCGCCAACUGCCUCGGCGGCGGGCUCAAGAUCUCCAUGGACGUCCGCUCCGCUAUGUACAACGUCGACCCGGCCACGGGGGAGCGCGCCUACCUCUCCGCAGGGGCGUCCGUGCUGCCCUCCUUCUACUUCCUCUUCUGCCUCGCGUACGCCGGGCUCGCCGCCGCUUGGGUCGCCAUCCUGCUGCGCAAGCGGGCCGCCGUGUUCCGGAUCCAUUACUUCAUGCUCGCGGUGCUCGUGCUCAAGGCGCUCAACCUCCUCGCCGAGGCCGAGGACAAGUCAUACAUCGAGCGCACCGGCACCGCACACGGAUGGGACGUGCUCUUCUACAUCUUCAGCUUCCUCAAGGGGAUCUCGCUCUUCACGCUCAUAGUGCUCAUCGGCACCGGCUGGUCGUUCCUCAAGCCGUACCUGGCAGACCGAGAGAAGAAGGUGCUCAUGGUGGUCAUCCCCCUGCAGGUCGUGGCCAACAUUGCACAGGUGGUGAUUGACGAAUCUGGGCCCUAUGCUCGGGACUGGGUCACCUGGAGGCAAAUUUUCUUGCUGGUUGAUGUGGUCUGCUGCUGCGCUGUGCUCUUCCCGAUUGUGUGGUCUAUUAAGAACCUCCGCGAGGCUGCUCGCUCAGAUGGGAAGGCGGCGGUGAACCUCAUGAAGCUGACUCUCUUCCGCCAUUACUAUGUGGUUGUCAUUUGCUACAUUUACUUCACACGGGUCGUGGUGUAUGCGCUACAGACCAUCACCUCGUACCGGUAUCUAUGGACUAGCAUCGUGGCUGGGGAGUUUGCAACACUUGCGUUCUAUGUGUUCACCGGGUACAGGUUCCGGCCUGAGGUGCAUAACCCAUAUUUUGCGAUUGAUGAUGAAGAAGAGGAGGCUGCUGCUGAGGCACUCAAGUUGGAUGAUGAAUUCGAGCUAUGAGGAUUAAUAGCUGGCACCCUCCUCCUUGUCAGUGGUCCUAUUAGUGUUGUAUGUGCCAAAAUUCCACAUUACAAAUGGUAUAGACUGGUAUUUAGUCCAUAUCCUUUUGUUUUUCUUUUGAAGUUGGUUACAUUUUGCCCUACUGUAAUUGGUUAUUUACAACGUUGUGUGCGUGUUAAGAAAUGUAGCUUGGCUUUACCUUAAUUUAAUCCAUAAUCAUUGAAAUGA